Molossus molossus (Pallas's mastiff bat) is the source of this 2493-nucleotide messenger RNA. It is a transcript of the gene CDH15, whose product is annotated as cadherin 15. The record is from RefSeq and is a predicted model, not a curated record. Gene Ontology annotation, molecular function: calcium ion binding; cadherin binding. Bases 9 to 2366 code for a protein of 785 amino acids. The transcript has 14 exons. Gene Ontology annotation, cellular component: adherens junction; plasma membrane; catenin complex. Lineage: Eukaryota; Metazoa; Chordata; Mammalia; Chiroptera; Molossidae. Gene Ontology annotation, biological process: multicellular organism development; adherens junction organization; cell-cell junction assembly.
CUCGCCCCAUGGACACCGUGCUCUUCUUGGCCCUCGGGCUGCUGGCCCAGAGCCUGGGCCUCUCACUGGGGGUUCCCAGGCUGAGGAGGCCCAGCACCCUGUUCCCCUGGCACCGGGCGCCCGCCGCAGGCCGUGUUCGGAGAGCCUGGGUCAUCCCCCCCAUCAGUGUGUCCGAGAACCACAAGCGCCUCCCCUACCCACUGGUGCAGAUCAAGUCCGACAAGCAGCCUCUGGGCAGCGUCAUCUACAGCAUCCAGGGGCCCGGCGUGGACGAGGAGCCCCGGGGCGUGUUCUCCAUCGACAAGUUCACAGGGAAGGUGUUCCUGAAUGCCACGCUGGACCGGGAAAAGACAGACCGCUUCAGGCUAAGGGCCUUUGCUCUGGACCUGGGAGGAUCCACCCUGGAGGAGCCCACGGACCUGGAGAUCGUGGUUGUGGAUCAGAACGACAACCGGCCUGUCUUCCGGCAGGAGGUGUUCACAGGCCGAGUGCUGGAGGGCGCAGCGCCAGGCACCUAUGUGACCAGAGCCGAGGCCACGGAUGCUGACGACCCGGAAACGGACAACGCGGCCCUGCGGUACUCCAUCCUGGAGCAGGGCAGCCCCCAGCUCUUCAGCAUUGACGAGCUCACGGGGGAGAUUCGCACAGUACAAGUGGGCCUGGACCGUGAGGUGGUCGCUGUGUACAACCUGACCCUGCAGGUGGCAGACAUGUCUGGAGAUGGCCUGACCGCCACUGCCUCGGCCAUCAUCACCCUGGAGGAUGUCAAUGACAACGCCCCUGGCUUCACCAGGGAUGAGUUCUUCAUGGAGGCCACAGAGGCCACGAGUGGAGUCGACGUGGGGCGGCUGGAGGUGGAGGACAGGGACCUGCCUGGUUCCCCCAACUGGGCAGCCAGGUUCACCAUCCUGGAGGGCGACCCCGAUGGACACUUCACUAUCCGCACAGACCCCAAGACCAACGAAGGCGUGCUGUCUGUGGUGAAGCCCCUGGACUAUGAGCGUUGCGAGCAGUAUGACCUCCGAGUGGCGGUGCAGAACGAGGCCCCCCUGCAGGCUGCUGCCCCCAGAGCGGAGCGGGACCAGGCCAGAGUCAGCGUGCGGGUGCAGGAUGUCAAUGAGGCGCCCGUGUUCCAGGAGAACCCACUGAGGACCAGCCUGGCUGAGGGGGCGGCCCCGGGAACACCCGUGGCCACCUUCUCUGCCCGAGACCCCGACACACAGCAGCUGCAGAGGCUCAGCUACUCCAAGGAUUAUGACCCCGAGGACUGGCUGCAAGUGGAUGGAGCCACAGGCUGGGUCCAGACCCAGCGUGUGCUCAGCCCGGCGUCCCCCUUCCUCAAGGAUGGCUGGUACAGAGCCAUCAUCCUGGCCUAUGAUGACGCCUCCCCGCCCUGCACGGCCACCGGGACCCUGUCCAUUGAGAUCCUGGAGGUCAACGACCAUGCCCCUGAGCUGUCCCCACCAUCUGGAAGCCUGUGCAGCGAGCCCACCCAGGGCUCUGGCCUUCUCCUGGGUGCCACGGAUGAGGACUUGCCCCCCCACGGGGCCCCCUUCCACUUCCAGCUGAACCCCAGCAUUCCAGAGCUGGCCCGGAACUGGAGCCUCAGCCAGAUUAACAUAAGCCAUGCACGUCUGAGGCUGCAGCACCAGCUGCAGGAGGGGCUGCACCGCCUCAGCCUGCUGCUCCGGGACUCGGGACAGCCGCCCCAGCAGCGCGAGCAGCCCCUCAACGUGACGGUGUGCCGCUGCGGCCAAGACGGCGUCUGCCUGCAGGGGGCUGCUGCGCUGAGGGCAAAAGGCCCGGGCAUCAGCCUGGGUGCCCUGGUCAUCGUGCUGGCCACCGUCAUCCUGCUGCUCUUGCUCACCCUGCCGCUGGCCCUCCUCCCGCGGUUCCGGCAGCAGUCGUGGGACAAGGGGCUUCUACAGGGGCUGCAGGACGACCUCCGGGACAACAUCCUCAACUAUGAUGAGCAGGGGGGUGGGGAGGAAGACCAGGAUGCCUACGACAUCAACCAGCUGCGCCACCCCUCCGAGCUGGCAGCCCUGAGCGCCCCUCUGGGACGGCCGCCUCUGCGCCGUGACACCCCGUUGAGCCGGGUGCGACCCCCACCAUCUCGCGCACUGCCCACCAGCCCCGCUGACAUGGCAGACUUCAUCAACGACGGCUUAGAGGCUGCAGACAGCGACCUCAGCGUCCCACCCUACGACACUGCUCUCAUCUAUGACUACGAAGGAGACGGGUCCAUGGCAGGGACCCUGAGCUCCAUCCUGUCCAGCCUGGGCGACGAGGACCAAGACUACAGCUGCCUCCAGGACUGGGGCCCGCGCUUCGCCCGGCUGGCUGACUUGUACGGUCCCCCCUGAGGGCCCGAGGGAGGGCAGGAUGCAAUGGCCACUCUGGGCAGGGAAGGGAGCUUUCUAAUGGGGACCAGCACCCACCCUGCGGAGGGCACAGCACCCGGACACAGGGGGUGGACACCUUACCAGGAUG